AGCUUCUUUGCCUUUCAUUUUCUCUCUCUUGCUCAUCUUUCUCCAAAAAGCAUUCUCUCUCUUUCUCUUUUACUCUUUCUUUGUUAUCUUUCUCUCAAAGUCAUAACAAGCAUUCAUGAUUGCAAGCCUUUGAUCUCCUUCUCUUCUCAGCACCAGCACAACCUCUUACAGGAUCUUUCCAGCACCAGAUGAACAUACCGGAAUGGUGAAUGAAUUGAGCAGAAGUGAUGAUUUCGAGAAGUUCUCAUGGAAAAUUGAGGAUUUCUCUAAACAAAAUAUCAUGAAACUGCGCUCCAGGCCUUUCAAAAUCCGUGGCUGUACAUGGAGGAUCCUUGUGCAUCCAUUGAGGAGUGAUGUCAACCAUUUUUCAGUGUAUUUGAUGGUUGCUGAUUCUUUGCCUCCGUACGGAUGGACCAGACACACGUUUUUCAAGCUGGUUCUGAUCAACCAAGUGGACAACAGCAAAACAAUUGAAAAAGAGACCAAACAGAAGUUCAAUGGAGGACAUCGUUGCUGGGGUUCAUUUUUCGUGAAUCUAAGUGAUUUCUACAACCAUAACAAAGGAUAUCUUGUGAAGAACAGCUGCAUCAUUGAGGCACACAUCUGCCUCUCGGAUUUAGCACCCAAUAUUCAGGUUCACCCAAAUUGUUCUCCAUAUCAUGACUCUUCUUCAUCAGGUGGUCAAGCAACAGAAACAUCCUCGGAUAGGGACAGCAUUAGUCCGAGAACCUCCGGAUCUAGUGCAGCAGAAGGGGAAACUCAAAAGGGUUGUUCAAACAGUUUGACACUGAGAGAACUCAUAGAUUUGAAGAGUUUAGCAGGAGAAGAAGAAGCCUUCAUUCCACUUCUGGAAGAGGCUUGCACAUGGCAUCCAAACCUUAUACAGUGCCAGAAGGAGAGAACUCGCGGAUUCAGACAAUGGGCAUUCGCAUCAUUAGGCCAAGUUCUUUACUUUCUCAAGACCAAAAGGGUUAAAGAUAUGAGUGAAGAAGACAUAAAGCAUCUUCGUGAUUUGUGGAAGGAACUUGUGAAAUCGUCAGGGUUUGAUUUGGAAUGGCUGGAGCCUUAUGUUGAAUCAGCAUUGGGUUUGAAAGCUUACAUGGAAAAAGCAAAGCGGUUGAAGAAACUGAAGGACACUGUGGUUGGUUUGGAGAUCAAGAUGAAGAGACUGAGAGGGGAACUUGCUGCUGCUGAAAGAUUGUUUGAGGUUUCAAGAAGAGAGUUAUCAGAAGUAAGAAGAGGUUUCAAUGAGAUGGAUAUGAACUCUACAAUUGGAUAUGCUAUGUUUUAGUGCAAACUGUUUGAUGUGUAUAUGAUUCUGGUGAACUAGUUUUUGAUGAAGCUCAUGCCAUGCACAAAGUUCAGUUCUAGAUUAGUACAAAUUAUGUACGAAUAAUAUUAGUGCCUUUUUUUUAUUAUUA
Molecule: messenger RNA, 1421 nt
Organism: Vigna umbellata (rice bean)
Lineage: Eukaryota; Viridiplantae; Streptophyta; Magnoliopsida; Fabales; Fabaceae
Product: MATH domain and coiled-coil domain-containing protein At3g58280-like
Molecular function (GO): protein binding
Source: RefSeq, a predicted model, not a curated record